Molecule: messenger RNA, 573 nt
Organism: Puccinia graminis f. sp. tritici CRL 75-36-700-3
Lineage: Eukaryota; Fungi; Basidiomycota; Pucciniomycetes; Pucciniales; Pucciniaceae
Exons: 3
Coding region: 1-573 (190 amino acids)
Source: RefSeq, a predicted model, not a curated record
AUGGUCAAGGAUGUCUUGAGAUUCUGGAUUGAGCGGUCCCAGAGCAAUGAUCUUGUUGAGGCACAUGAGGCAAAGACUAGGAUCUUUGAGAGCUUGGAUAAGUAUGGUGAAAUGCAUCCCAAGCUUUAUCCUAUCGUCUUGCUCUACUUUGCUUCUGCUGGUCAUCUGCAAUCUGAGACUUCUCAUCAGGUAUGCACUCUCAAUGGCCGAGAGGUUCUCUCUUGGACAUUGAGUGUGUACACUCUCAAUGGCCAAGAGUGUUUCUCUUGGCCGUCAAGAGUGUACAUCCUCAAAGACCGGGAGAAAGACUCUUGGCCGUCAACGGUGUGCAAUUGUCACCCGGGAGGAAUCCUUGUGGCUGCCUGGGCUCUUUUGGGUUUGCCAACACCCAAAACCCCUUGGGUUUUGGAGCAUCAACCCCCAACUCCCUUGGGGGUUGGGAUUCUUUUAAUUAAAUUUUGUGGGGAUUUGACUCCCAAACCCACUCAUGGGUUUGGAGGAUUGACUCCCAUUUACCGGGGAACUACACGUGGUGCAAAACUUAAGAUGACAGAGUUCGAGCUCUGGAACUGA